Molecule: messenger RNA, 878 nt
Organism: Paralichthys olivaceus (Japanese flounder)
Lineage: Eukaryota; Metazoa; Chordata; Actinopteri; Pleuronectiformes; Paralichthyidae
Source: RefSeq, a predicted model, not a curated record
GUUCAUCGCUGUGUCCAUACCUCUGAAUUACAACCGUAAGCACGUGGACCAGCGUCAGCUCGUGCUGCUGUCGGCCACGUGGCUGCUGGCCCUGGCUGUGGCCUCACCCGUCAUGUUCGGCAUCAACAACGUGCCCGACCGCGACCCCAGCGAGUGCAAACUGGAGGACAACAACUAUGUUGUUUAUUCCUCCGUCUGCUCCUUCUUCAUCCCCUGUCCCAUCAUGCUCCUGCUCUACUUUGGGGUUUUCCGCGGGCUGCAGCACUGGGAGGAGGCUCGUAGAGCCAAACUACGCAGCAGCAUCGAGGCCUGCAGGAAGCUGCAGCACGCCGCCGUCGCCACCGCCCUCCCCCCGCUGACGGGCACCAUCCCCGGACCUCUGCCCAUGCCGCUGCCCAGGAUCAUCGAGAGGGACUUGGCCCAGUCUCGGCUGGACGAUACAGACGACUACAUAAAGCGGGAGAUCCCUUAUCCUCGGCAGUACAGAGAGAACUCGGUUCCCACGGUGACGUUCAGCCAACUGCAGCGGAGGAGGCAGAGAGCCAAGAUCAACAGCCGGGAGAGGAAGGCCAUGAGGGUGCUGCCUGUGGUCGUAGGUUGUUUCCUGUUCUGCUGGACGCCGUUCUUCGUCGUCCACACAACACGAGCUUUGUGUUUGACGUGCGCCAUCCCGCCCGGUCUGAUGAGCACCGUCACCUGGCUGGGCUACGUCAACAGUGCCCUCAACCCCAUCAUCUACACCGUCUUCAACACAGAGUUCAGGAAAUUCUUCAAGAAAUGUUUCCGCAGCUGCUGCUGGCUGCAGCGUUCACUGAGGCGCUGAGAUAAAGGAAGGAUACGAGCGAUGAGGACGUCAGGAACAGAAGGUGUUCAGCUCG